This is a messenger RNA of Panonychus citri (citrus red mite), 1709 nucleotides long. RefSeq names its product NADH dehydrogenase [ubiquinone] flavoprotein 1, mitochondrial-like (gene ND-51). Gene Ontology annotation, biological process: mitochondrial electron transport, NADH to ubiquinone. NCBI's taxonomy places the organism in Eukaryota, Metazoa, Arthropoda, Arachnida, Trombidiformes, Tetranychidae. The transcript is spliced from 6 exons. Bases 114 to 1532 code for a protein of 472 amino acids. The record is from RefSeq and is a predicted model, not a curated record. Gene Ontology annotation, molecular function: FMN binding; NAD binding; NADH dehydrogenase (ubiquinone) activity.
UCUCCUAAUUUACAUUCUACGUUCACCUUGUGAUGAUUUUCUGGUUUUCAUUUUGAUUCUCAUUUGUUUACGUUUUGUUUUAAUUGUUUUGGUCAAUUGAUUAGUGAUUAUCAAUGGCUUUCCGUUCAUUAACAGGUUUAAAAGGAUUAAAAGGAAUCAAUCCUAAUGGAUUAGCUGUACGUUUGUCUUCAACUGCUACGCCACAAGCACCACAAAAGACUAAAUUUGGUCCUUUAAGUGACGAGGACAGAAUAUUCACCAAUCUAUAUGGUAAACAUGAUUGGGGUCUUAAAGGUGCUCUCAAAAGAGGAGAUUGGUAUAAAACAAAGGAAAUCAUUGCUAAGGGAAAUGAUUGGAUUAUUGAUGAGAUUAAAAAAUCGGGUUUAAGAGGUCGUGGUGGUGCUGGUUUCCCUUCUGGAAUCAAGUGGAGUUUUAUGAAUAAACCUUUCGAUGGUAGGCCAAAGUAUUUGGUUGUUAAUGCUGAUGAAGGUGAACCUGGUACAUGUAAAGAUCGUGAGAUUAUGCGACAUGAUCCCCACAAAUUAGUCGAAGGAUGUUUAGUUGCUGGUAAAGCGAUGGGCGCUUGUGCUGCUUUUAUUUAUAUUCGAGGAGAGUUUUAUAAUGAAGCAUCUACUUUGAAUAUCGCCAUUAAGGAGGCAUAUGAUGCUGGUCUGAUUGGUAAAAAUGCUUGUGGUUCUGGGUAUGAUUUUGAUGUUUACCUUCACCGAGGAGCUGGUGCUUACAUUUGCGGUGAGGAAACUGCACUCAUCGAAUCAAUUGAAGGUAAACAAGGAAAACCUCGGCUAAAGCCUCCGUUUCCAGCUGAUGUUGGAGUCUUUGGAUGUCCAACAACCGUUUCCAAUGUUGAAACAGUUGCAGUUGCACCAACAAUUUGUCGUCGAGGUGGUGACUGGUUUGCUUCAUUGGGACGUCCACGAAACACUGGAACUAAAUUGUUCAACAUUUCAGGUCAUGUAAAUACCCCGUGUACCGUUGAAGAGGAAAUGUCAAUACCAUUAAAGGAAUUGAUUGAACGUCAUGCUGGUGGUGUUAUUGGUGGUUGGGAUAAUUUACUAGGUAUCAUUCCGGGUGGUUCAUCUACUCCAAUUAUACCCAAAAAAGUGUGUGAGGAAGUGUUGAUGGACUUUGAUUCACUUGUAGCCGCUCAAACUGGUCUUGGAACCGCAGCAAUCAUUGUAAUGAACAAGCAAACUGAUAUAAUCCGAGCAAUUGCUAGAUUAAUAGAGUUUUAUAAACACGAAAGUUGUGGCCAGUGUACACCAUGUCGAGAGGGUGUCGGCUGGAUGAAUAAGAUUAUGUGGCGAUUUGUUGAAGGAAAUGCUAAACCUCAAGAGAUCGAUAUGAUUUACGAAUUAAGCAAACAAAUUGAAGGACACACAAUCUGUGCCCUAGGCGAUGGAGCAGCUUGGCCUGUCCAGGGACUUAUUAGACACUUCCGACCCCAUAUCGAGGCCAGAAUGGCGGAAUAUAAGAAGCUGAACGAUAAACAAUCAGCCCAAAUUUCUGGUUAAAACAAUCAAUCAACCAAAAAGAUGGUUAAUCACUAUAAUUUAAUUAGAUGUCGUUAACAAAAAAACGAUAAUCAUCAGGAUGUAAAUGAAAAGAAAACAAAAAACUUCAACUCACUGGAAGAUUAAUUGUUUCUCUUAACAAAUAAUGAUGUAAAAUAAAAUUGAAUCUUAAAUGUA